Messenger RNA from Amblyraja radiata (thorny skate), 2488 nucleotides. RefSeq lists its product as uncharacterized. NCBI's taxonomy places the organism in Eukaryota, Metazoa, Chordata, Chondrichthyes, Rajiformes, Rajidae. Gene Ontology annotation, cellular component: plasma membrane. Gene Ontology annotation, biological process: cytokine-mediated signaling pathway. The transcript has 7 exons. Bases 201 to 2072 code for a protein of 623 amino acids. The record is from RefSeq and is a predicted model, not a curated record. Gene Ontology annotation, molecular function: cytokine receptor activity; protein binding.
UGAAGUGCAGGUAGAGGUGAAUGCACAGGCACUGCGGUCACGCCUAGGUAUUCAGGGCAGAGCGGAGAGCUUUGCUAAGUUUCAUUUCCUCUACCUGCUGAGCAACACACACUCGCUCUCUCUCUGUGCGGGCGGGAGCCGAGCCGAGCCGAUCGCUGCCACUGAAUGUUGUACCAUUCAACAGGUGCACUCAUGUUAACAUGGACCGAGCCUGGUUUUUCCCCGUUCCCCUGCUCAUUCUCCUGUCUGCAAGAGGACAUUCCAAGGAAAACACGUUACCUGUACCGAGAAACUUGCAUUUCUCGUCACUAAACUUGCAGAAUGUUCUCCACUGGGAACUGCCUACACGGAGAACAGCUGGGAAGCAACAGUUCAGCGUGCAAUAUAAAGUGUAUGGAGAAAAAGAUUGGAAGAUCAAAGCUGAGUGCCAGAAUAUCACAAAAACAUAUUGUGACCUUUCAAAUGAAACGGAUUAUUACAAAGAACAUUACUAUGCCAGGGUAAGGUCUGUUUCGGAAGCAGGCUUUUCAAAUUGGAUUAAAAGUGGAAGAUUCAAUCCAGAAAUGGAAACGAUCUUCACUUCCCCAAAAGUAAAACUGGAAGCUGGGGUCUGUUCCAUCACAAUCAUUUUGACACCUCCCAAAAAAUGGCAGUACAAUCUACAUCAAUCUACUCCACUGACUAAAAUGUUUCAUGAAUUAAAAUUUGAAAUCCUUGUCAUCGACAGAAAGAUAAAUAAAUCGCGCACUUACCUGGAAAAUGGUGAUUUUAAAAAGGUGGACACAUUGGAACAUGACACCACUUACUGUGUGACUGUUUGGUCAGUGGAACAUUCCUCUUUGAGAAGAAGUGACCCUUCUGAAAUUCAAUGCACAACAACACCAAAAGAUCCAGCAAAACAAAUGGUUAAAAUUAUUCUAUUUGGAUGUGUCGUGCCAGUCCUCCUUUUUAUGUUUAUCUUUGCUUUGGCUUGCUGUUUUAUGUACAAAUACGUGAAUGCCAGAGAUCAGAAGCAACCUAUAAAUCUGCUGCAAAAGGAUUGCCAAUCAAAUAAGACAUUCUUGAUUUGUUCACCUGAAUUACUGACCAUUAAUGUUAUGAUUCUGGAGAAGGGGGACAAGGAAGCAUCAUCAUAUGGUUGUAAAGAUGCUGAUGAUUGCAAAGUCCCUUUAACAUCCCAGGUUUGCAACAUUUCUGCUACUGAAUGGAAAGCCAUUCCCCUGACAACAGAAAAUGGAAGAAAUGUGUACAAAUCUCAAAUUGUAGAAAAUCCAGCAACAGAAAACCGUGUGUAUAGCGAGCGCAGUGUUCCAGUGGCUGAUCAGUCCAAACAAAAUGGUCCCUCAACUGUAAAUGAAGGAAUUCAACAUGGCGACGUUGCAACAGAGAACAUCAGCCUCCCUCAGCAGUUGCAAAGCAUCCAGCUGCCAAAUGGGAAUUACAGAAAACCACUGCAAUUGGGAUACAGAUCGCAACUGCCGUCAGGGCCUGUGAACGUUGAAGGAGCACAGUAUCGUCCAGACUAUGGCCUUCUCGCAGUAGAGACACGUCUAAACCCACAAAAUGAACGACCACGCCUCUCACCAGACAGAAAGACAGAUGAUCCGCUGCAGGCAAGUUACUUGUCGCAAUCUGUUACGAAUGAUUCAAACACGAGGGCGACAGGGAGCAAUGAUGGUCAGCGUGAGAGAGCGUAUCUGCCAAAAAUGCCACAGCAACAAGAACAAAGUAACUAUACGUCGCAGUUUCAACUCGCCGAAAAGCCUCCAAUGGAUGGUGUUGAUUGUUGUCCUCUUGUAUUAGAUAGCAAGAUGCUGAAUGAAAAACUAUAUGAAAAGAUGGAGGAGGCAGAUUUAGACUGGGACCUCAGUAAUGGUAGACUGAGCUUAUCUGCAUUGUGCAUUAGGAGAGAUUCAGAGGAUCGUGACUCCUUGACACAGACUAUAGAACCGCAGCAAGAUCUUCUAUCCUCUGUAUGUACAAAGGCGUUUCCAGAUGAAUCUUUAAAAACUGAGGAAGAAGCCUAUUUAUCGAACUUCCAAGAACAUUGGGGGCUGCGUUUACAAAUAUAGCAAUCGGUGGUCUCUGUCUGCAAGAGCCAUGUGUAUUUUGUGCAAAAUAUGCCACCAUUCGGCACUUCCAUUUUGUUCAGUUGUAGAUCAUUCACUAUUUUAUGUCACUUUGGCAUAAAAUCUAAACGUGAUCGAAAUUUGGACAGCCGUUACCAAUCUCCUUGAUAGACUGUCAAAAGGGGAACUUUGGCUUUGGUACACAGAUACUGAAUCAUCACCAAAGCAAGAGAAUGAAUAACCUUGGUAAUAUCAGGCAAAGCAUAAAAAAGAGCAGUGGAAGAAAUACUUUGGCACAGAGAAGUCGUGCAGCUCAAGGGAAACAGAAGAGCCCACAGAAGGAGAUCGGGCAAAACAUCCUUUCCAGUGCCAAGUUAGUGUGUAAUGUAUAUAUAUGUAUAUAUAUAAUGUAUACAUAU